UCGCGAUGGGCGGUACCGUUAACGAGAUGGGGGGGCUCUGCGCCUGCGUGCUGGCCGCCUCGCGCCGCGGCUGUUGGGGAGGGGCCUGAGCUUCAAACCGAAAAGGGGGCGGGGAUGGCCGACGCACACGCGCGCGCGCGCGCACGGCCAGGCAGAGGACCAGGAGCCAGCUCCGAGCCCCGCAGCCCGUCAGAUCGCGCAGGAGCGCGGCCAGAGCGGCGGCGGUCUCCGUGCCGGCCGGCCGGGCAGGGAAGGGAAAUCCUUGAGUGGAGUUGGAGGGGAGGGUGGUGGGAGACGCGCGCGCCCCCCUCGAGAGCGAUGGCCGAUCCUUUACGCCGGACUCUCUUCGCCAAACUGAGGGGCAGGAAGUCCAAGAAGUCGGCGGGCGUCGGGACGAGGAGUCAGGAAGGUAAAGCGAAGCUUCCCGAGGAGCAGCGGCGGCGUCGGCAGCGGCGGCUACAACAAGAGGCCGGGCCCGGGGUAAUGGUGGUUGGCGGUGUGAAAGUUUUAGCGGGGUCGGGGAGCAGCGGAGGAGGAGGAGAGCAGCAGCAGGAGGAUGAAGAGGAAGAGGAGGAGGGCACCGUCAGGAUGAACCGGCGCCCGGGUACCGCCAGCGGCCGGGGCUGGCAGAGCCCGGAGCAGCGCCGGCUGGAAGCCGCGGAGGGGGUCGGCGGGGUGGUGGGGGGAGGGGCAGGGGGUCAGCUCUCCUCCCCCCACCCCAACUCCACCGCCGACCCCCCCUUCCACCUCCUCCUCUCCCCCGGCCGCAGGCAGUCGCUGGACAGCCAGGAGGAGGAGGAGGAGGAGGAUUACUACGACAACCCGUGGCUGGGGGGCUGCGAGCGGCCGGUGCCCGCGCCCGCCCCCGCGCCCGCCGCUGCCCUCUCCCCCCACGGCUGUGACCGCAGCAGGCACAGGAAGCACAGCCUGGACAGUGCCCAGGAGAAGGAGAGGCUCAGGAGCCGCCUGCACGAAGCCUAUUACCUGCUGAUCCACGCCAUGCACGGCAUGCCGGUGGAGAUGGAGAGCCCUGCCCGCCGGGGCCGCCUGGCUGCUCUCAGCCGCCAGUCCCAGGAUAGUGUCUGCAGCCAGUCCUCAGUCAGGGCUUUAGACAGUGACGCCUGGUCCUCUGAUGAGGUUAGCCCGCAGCCACAGGUAUCCGAUGCGGAUUCUCUGUCAGGUAAACGCAGGAAAGGAUUUGCCAGCGGCAGCAUUGCCAACCUGGUCAGUGGGGUAGCUAGAGCGCCCUUGCCACGCUCAGUAAGCGAUGGGGUUAUUAAUUACGUGUCCUGCCUCGCUGACUCUGACCUGGAACGUGAACAGUCAGGACACGGUCCUGCCUUCCUCAGCCUGGGAGAGGCGGGCCAGACCUCCUGCGAUGCCGGGAGCACCUCGCCCUGUGCCAUUCACCCCUCAGAGUGUGCACAGGGGGCGGCGCAGCCUUGUGAGGGUAGCCCCGUGUUGGUCGGUGACUCUAGCUGUGAAGUGACAAAGUUUAGAAAUCCCAGUGACUUGCUCUGUGGGUCAUGUGACAAGCAGGAUGAUAGCCAGGGAUGCUUUCUAAAGCCGCCUGCGGUGACGGUCAACAAAAUGCAAGAAUGGAUGCACAGGGGACGCAUGCUGUCCUUGGAGAUGAAAGAGCGUAUUAGUGGCUCUGUCAGAGUCAGUGUGCCAUCUGGUUCACUGUCAGGUCAGGCAACCAGCAAAGAAGUAGACGUACAGAAGACCAGCUUCCCUGCUCCUGUAAGAGUACAAGGAAACAAAGCAGCGCCGCUCCCUCCCAGCCAGAGUCUCUUGCUGACAGACUUCAUUGAAACAAUUCAUGCUUCUUCUGUUAUCAAGAGAGAAUUGAAAGUCACUGAAGCUACUGAACUCAACAACCACAGGCCACACAUAAACCACAUUACGGUGUCCAAAAAACGAAACUGGCUGCAACAAUGCACACUCAACCCUCAAAUGAACGAAGAGACCAAUGCCUCUGUAGCAGUAGAGCUAACAAAUCGUAUGAGUAGUCCAAAUCCCUUACACGAAAGCAAGCAGCAGCCUGCAGUUCUGCCAAGAGAACAUAUCCAACAAAAUGAUCGAAGGCAUACUGAAGGGAACUCUCUGGAUCAUAAUGAAGAAAAUGAUGCAGAUGAUGAAGGGGAAAUAUGGUACAACCCUAUUCCAGAAGAUGAAGAAGUCGAUCUGUCACAUAUAAAACUUGCAGUUGCCCCGAGGAUUUCUGUGGCUAAAGUUGAUAAGCCUGUCAGCAGCUUGCAGAUGAAGCAAUGUUUAUUACCUGGUGGUGAUUUGUUAAAGGGACAAAUUAUCUUGGGGACCUCUGAAAAUUGUUCUGAAAGUGUGCAAGAAACCCAGAUAGUUCCAGUGAUUGAUGUGAAUCAGGGAAAUUCUGUGAAUUCUACAAAUCCCACAAACAGUGGGCAGCUGCAUAGGCAGACCUGUGUAUGCAAGUUUAAGAGUGAGGCGACCAUGGAGGAAAUCUGUGUCCACAGGCCUCCAGUUUCAGUAGCUGCCACUGAUCCCUCCAAUGGUCCUGUCUGUGCAGUUGCAGUAGUAGCGACAGCAGCAACAACGACUGAGUUUUCUCCGCCCUCCAGCCCCAACCCUUCGAAAAAGGGAACUGCAAUUAAUUGGCCCUUUCCUGAAAAGAUAAAAUCUCCACGGACUGUGAGGAAGCUUUCGAUGAAAAUGAAGAAACUUCCUGAACUCAGCAGAAAAUUGAGUGUUAAAGGGACUUCAAGCCAUAACUGUAAUGAUAAUCAUAACUCAUCACCCAAAGGCAACCAUGGCUCCUCGAUAUCACCUGGGAUUACAACUAAUGCUGCUAGUAGGAAUGUCAUCAGCCGUUACCAUCUGGAUACAAGUGUAGCAUCGCAGAGCUACAAGAAAAAAAGUUCAGGAAACUCCAAAUCAGCUAGCAAGGGUGGCUACCUUAGUGACGGCGAUUCACCAGAACUCGUAGCUAAAUCGAGUAAGCACUCCUGUGAAAACAGACCUGUGAAGGGGAACAUUGCUUCAGCCUCUCAUAAAACACACAGUACAGAGAUUGAUAUUGAUGCUUUCAGGCAUUACAGCUUUGUGGAUCAGCCUAAGUGUUCUCAAUAUAUUUCAGGACUAAUGAGUGUACAUUUUUAUGGUGCUGAGGAUUUAAAGCCACCAAGAAUUGAUUCUAGAGAUGUAUUCUGUGCCAUUCAAGUAGAUUCAGUCAACAAAGCCAGGACAGCCUUAUUGACGUGCAGAACCACAUUUUUGGAUAUGGAUCACACGUUUAAUAUUGAACUAGAGAAUGCACAGCAUCUCAAACUCGUAGUUUUCAGCUGGGAGCCAACGCCGCGUCGGAACCGUGUGUGCUGCCAUGGCACUGUUGUGCUCCCCACGCUCUUCAGGGUCUCCAAGAUGCAUCAAUUAGCUGUUAAACUCGAGCCCAGAGGGCUCAUUUAUGUGAAACUGACUCUGAUGGAGCAAUGGGAGAACUCAUUGGACAGCCCAGACGGAGAGCGGGAGCCAGUGAUGUUUGGUGUUGAGGCACGAAAAGUAGUUGAGAAGGAAAAUAUGGGCUUGAGGGUGCCAUUGUUGAUGCAGAAAUGUAUUGUGGAAAUAGAAAAGCGAGGCUGUCAGGUUGUGGGCCUUUACCGUCUUUGUGGCUCUGCAGCGGUUAAGAAAGAACUUCGUGAAGCUUUUGAACGUGAUAGUAAGGCUGUUGGCUUAUCUGAAAAUCUGUAUCCAGAUAUCAAUGUCAUUACAGGUGUCCUCAAGGAUUAUCUGAGGGAACUGCCAUCUCCUUUAAUAACAAAGGAAUUGUAUGAAACAGUUCUCGAUGCCAUGGCUAAGCAGCCCCUCAAGAUUACAUCUUCUGGAUGUGAGAAUGAUCACAGCGACUCUGAAUAUACAGUUGGUCUCUUGGACUGCCUGCCUGAGGUGGAGAAGGCAACCCUGAAGAUGCUGCUCGAUCACCUGAAACUUGUAGCUUCGUACCAUGAGGUAAAUAAGAUGACCUGCCAGAACUUGGCUGUAUGUUUUGGGCCUGUACUUUUAAGUCAGCGCCAGGAGACUUCCAACCAUAGCCAUAGGGUUUUUACAGACUCUGAGGAAUUGGCCAAUGCACUGGACUUCAAGAAACAUAUAGAAGUGUUGCAUUAUCUACUUCAACUUUGGCCAGUGCAAAAUGUGGGGACCAAAGAGCAUGUGGAAAGCAAUGGAUCUCCUGAAUUGGAGCCAAUUAAUUGUGUGAGGAGGAGGAAGCAACGACCUGCAGUGCUAAGCUUGACAAAUACUGAAACGACUGGGGUGUUGCGACCCAGACAGGUCAGGCUUGAUAGUCCUAGUAACCGCUAUGCUGGAGACUGGAGCAGCUGUGGUGAAAGUUACCUUCUGAAAGCAAAGGAUGAGAGCACAGAGGCAGACUAUGAUGAUGUUCCUUCAGAAGAUACUGGAAGUGAAGAGGAGAGUACAGCAGCAGACAGGAACAGUAGUAUGAUGAAACUGCAUGCAGAGACAAAAUCCAAAGGGCAGACAUAUGAGGCCUAUGUAAGGAUGCAGAAGAUUAAUCCAGCACUUGAACAUAGGGUGAACUUAAAAGAUCUUCAGGAAAGUAUUGACACAUUAAUUGGGAAUUUAGAACGCGAACUCAGCAAAAACAAACUGAACGUCACUUGUUGAAAUAAUUUGCUUCAUUCUGGGAUAAAGGAAUAGCAUUACAGACCCGACAGUUGUAUUAGCUGUUUUAUGAUGGCUGCACACUUCGAGAUAGAGAAGUAUCAUGGACCAUCUUGGGUUAUCUGGCUUAUUCAGGCAUUCCAGGACAUUUGUAUGUAAACAUUUUUCUUCUUAUUGGAAGAAUCCAGCGAAUUGACCCUUAGGGGUAUGCGGUGCCUUAGAGGCAUUUUUGUUUAAGGUGUACUGUAGACUGAGCACUGUGUUCAGGUAGGAAUGUUAACUGAUGCACUUACAAAGCAGGCUUUUAAUAAGGACUUUUGAAGGAGAUUAGCCAUUGCCACUCAGCAGACACUCUGGGGACUGAAUCCUGAGUCAUCUUUAAGCAAAAGUGUUUAAUUCUGAUCAUUCUCGUCCUUGAGGAUGGUUGCUGCUUGGCAGAUGUUUCUGUAAGGUGACAGUAUUUUUUAUUUCAGCAAAAAAUACCAGUUAGUGAUUCACUGGUCACCUACCAUUUGCAAUGUAAUACCAAGGCUGCUAUGAAGAGACCAUUUCCGCAAAAAACCCUGCACGUUUUUUGGGUGAUGAGAAAUAUUGUAAACUGUUUCCUUUCUUUAAUAUUAACAUUUCUCUGUAACUGUAUUUAAACCCAAAUCAAAACAAAUGGUAUAUUUUUCUAACCCAGUAUAUUUUUGAUAAAGUGUGGACACAUCAUUUAUAGUGACGCACCUACCAGAAGGCCAAAUACUGUUCAAUGUACUGCCUGGGAAAUGUAGCAUAUAUAAAUAUAUAAAGUGCAUGAUGAUGAGAGCUGUGAGGAACUUUUCUUAACAUAAUGUGGCUGAUCAUUUGCAAUAUCUGGUGUGGUAUUAUGUUUUUGUCAUGUCAGUAUUGAUAACGAAGACUAUUAACAGUGCAUUAAAACGGGUGUUUUAUAUUCAAAUGGUCCAUAUCUUUACACAGAUAGGAAAUGUGAAUGAAUAAUGUCUCUCGGUUAAAACUGUCAGCCUGUUUAGAGAGACUGAUUUGUGUAUAGUGUUGGUACAUUUUACAUUCAUUUUUAUCUAUUUCCAGUCGUCUUUCUGUAAUGUUAACUGAAUUUCAGUUUUGUUGACAGUCAUAUGGAAAUCUACAAAAAAUUACAAUAAAAAUGUUGACGUUCAGAUUUUAACAAUAUUACAAUGGGCACGUGAAAAACUAAAUUUGAAAUCUCUUCAGACCAAAUACACUCUACAUUUGAAGAAGGUAUUUUCCAUUAAACUCUUUCUACAAGUUAAUCAUUUGUUGUAAUCUAAUCUAUGUAGAAAGCUGAGUCACAGGAACAGAAUAUCCAAAGAAUAUCUGACUAAAUGUAAAUCCUUGUGUUGUCCUCUUGAAGGCAUUCAGGUUGGUCUCCUAACUUUCAGUCCAGAGACAAAUAAAUGGCGAGGAGAACUAUGUCUCAGUUUUUAACUUGGCGGAUACUUAAAACACUUUUUUUUAAAGGAUUUCCUGUGUGGAUGAUAUCUAUUAAGAAAUGUAACAGUUGCUCGAAAUAGGGUUAGAUUUAAGAGUUACUUAACUGUAACCAUUCCCAGUGCCCUCAACUCUUACAAUUUUGAACUGUUUCUAACUGAUGCCAAGGUUUUUGCUUGCACCAAUGCACAUAAGUCCAUUCAAUUUAAAUUAUUCUAUCAGAUUUUUUUUCCCCCUGUUAUCAAUACUUAAUCUGACAUUAGUCAUUUAAACUGAUAUCCCUUUGGCUCCACCAUUUAGUUCACAGUAGCAUUUUGGAAAUCCCAGAGGUGGUAUUCCUGACUCUAUAUCUGAUGGUAUUCACUAGAUACAACUGCCAGAGUUUUAUACUUAUUCAAUUACUAUUAAUCAGUUUCCCCCAUCCAUUUUACUAGAAUUAAAAAUCUCAUAGUAAUGACUAGUAAGGUGGUAGAAGUGGUCAGCUCAGACAGGUGCGUUUUCCAUUUACACGUUAAAUGUGAAACAGGUGUACAGGGUUGCUGGGAAGUGAUAGCUGCUUUGAAAAAUGCAAAGGUACAGUCAUGUGUCAUGUGUUUAGCUGAAUGGAUAUUAAUAUCACCUACCCUCCCCAAUAUUUCUGUUGGCUGAAAGUCUUUGUAAUCUAUGCAUCGUCUCAUUCUGACGUUAGCCUCACUGGUAAAGACUUUCUUGAGUCCAAUUCAAACAGUCCGGAUGCAGAAGCAUCUCAAUUUCAGCAGCACUGUAAUCGGGAGAGAUGUUGAGCUGAUCAGUGUUUUUCGUAGGCUUUGUUUCAGUUCUUCCCCUUCGGAUUAAGCAAGUUGUGCCUCUUGGCAAACAUUGAGAUGACUUUUGUGGCUCUCAGCUUUUAGGACUUUUUCUGUGAUACUCACCUUUAAUUGAUCUAGCCCCUUUAAAUUUAAAUUGCGCUAACAUUCUUUGUAAAAUGGCUUUUGGUUUCACUAUCUAUUGAUAUUUAACCAGAAUUAUGCAAAAAAGAUGACCAUUUCAAAUUGAGUGCAAAUAGCACACUUGCCUUUGAGUGGGUCCACGAUACCAACAGCCAUUCUGGCAUUACCUCGGUUUUCAUUUGUAGUUUAAUAUCUGGAAUAAAUAUUUAUCGUAGCCUUGAAGUUUCUAGUUCCAUAACGUGGUAUGUGACAAAUUAUUUAAUGUGAAGAUUAAGAAAUACAAAACUAAAAAUUAAGUAUUAUGCACGUGAGAGAUGACAUAUGGUAGAUCCACAUAUGCAAGAACCAUUACAUACUAUACUUUUAUUUUUCAAUCAUUUUGACCUUAAAUAUUUUUCUGCAAAAUUGGAUGUAACAUAUAUUGAAAAUAUUAAAUUUUGUCAUAACAGAAUCAACUGGAAAAAAAUUUGCCAGUGCAUUAAUGUUGCUCAUCUGUUCCUUAACUUCUAAAAUGAUCCACGACUGUGUAUUUGGUGUAUAAUAUGAACUAAUUGGAUUGUUUUGGUUUUAAUUAACACGUCUCACAGCUUAAAGAUUCUUUGUAAAAUGGUUUUCAGGCUCUAAUUUAUCUGUUGAAAAUUUUAUUCUUAUGUUUUAGUAAUCCCAUAUUCAUUAUCUGUUACACAAACAUAUACUUACCUUGAACAUGAUAAAGCAUCACUAAGUUGUAAAUAUGACUUUAUGCCGAUAUUUGAGUACUGUGCUUUACUGUGACACCAAUAUUAAAAAUGCAUAUUUAACAAAUUGUUUUGA
Molecule: messenger RNA, 7853 nt
Organism: Chiloscyllium plagiosum (whitespotted bambooshark)
Lineage: Eukaryota; Metazoa; Chordata; Chondrichthyes; Orectolobiformes; Hemiscylliidae
Gene: syde2
Product: synapse defective 1, Rho GTPase, homolog 2 (C. elegans)
Biological process (GO): regulation of Ras protein signal transduction; signal transduction; cell migration
Cellular component (GO): synaptic membrane
Molecular function (GO): GTPase activator activity
Source: RefSeq, a predicted model, not a curated record